CCCAAUUCAUUUUGUAUUCAAAAGUGCUAUCGGCAACAGUCUUCCAUAAUGUCUCAUGGAAUUUACUGGUACCUACCCUGCAUCAGUUCAACACUUUUAAGAUAAAGCCGUCAAAUUUAAAUAAUGGACAACUUCGGAUUUCGAGAUUCGCAAGGCCAACCAAAACUUAGACGCUCGAUCAGCGUCAAUACGGAAAUGGAAAACUUUCCGCUCUACAAGAAUCAGCACAACCGAUCGCUGCUUCACUGGCGGCGACCGGGCAAGAUGGACCCCGAGGAGAUGCUCGAGGAAGAGUAUCCUUCGGAAGAUUUCGAGUACGUACAGUGCGGACCCUCGCCACCCUCGGAUCACAUUUACGAGAGCUUCGAGGAGUCGACGUCGAGCAGCGACUUAACGGUACAAAUCUGCCUAGAAACAAUUAAAAUGAAUUUGAUGGAGCAUAUGAAGACAUGUUCAGGAAGGCACCAACUUCUGGACGAUAUCGAAAAUAAAGUCACGACUCAGGAUAACAUCGUUGAAGCAUUCAAGUCGGCCUCCAAAUCGGAAAUAAAUAUCGCAUUUUUAUGGUGCGCCCUACUAAAACGUUGGGACUUGCUCGACGGGCUUUUAUCGAUAGGUGCGCAAUUACUGUACGCCGAGCCCCAUCAAGGCCUGACAGCCCUGCAUCUGGCCGCAUUUAGCGGUUGCCUUGCCGGUACGCAGUUUUUGCUUUCGAAGGGGGCCGAUGUUAACGCCUGCUUUAAGUGCUACAGCCCUUUACACUGUGCGGCAUUUGGAGACAGUCCCGAUACCGCAAUGAUUCUCCUGAACAACGGCGCACGCGUGUCGGCGCUCACGUCCAAUCCGGCCAAUUGCCAAGAGAGCGUCUUACAUUGCGCCGUGAGGGCAAACGCCGUCGCCUGCGUACGACUGCUGAUCGCGGAGGGCGCAGACACCGGUCAGAUCGAAUAUACCGGAAUGUCGCCCAUUCAUCUGGCCGCCGAUUUGGGCCACGUUCACUGCCUCAAGAUUAUGUUUGAGACUAAGGGAUUAAAUGUCAAUGCCAAAACUAAGGAAAAGGAAUUGACGGCUUUACACUUGGCAGCUGAGGGAGGGUACGCCGACUGUGUCGAGUUGCUACUACAGAAAGGCGCCGAUGCAAAUGUGCGCAACCACAGAGGACAAACGCCCCUACACCUGGCAGCUCGCUCCCAAUCCGUUGAAUGCGUGGAAGCACUACUGAGGAAAGGAAACGCCGACCCGAAUCUCGGGGACCACGACCGAAGAACGCCUCUACACGCCGCCGUCGGAAAGGCGGCACGAUCGUAUGACAUAAUCGAAGUUCUAGUGAGCUGGGGAGCCGACAUUAACACAAAAGACCAAUACGGUUACACCCCCCUACACAUUGCCGCUCUAAACGAGCUGUCGCAGUGUGUCGAAAUUUUAGUCUUCCACGGUGCCGACGUCACCGCCAAGUCGAAAUUCGGAAUGACCGCGCUCGGCAUAAUAACGAGGAAGACUCCGGCGUCCUUGGCCGUAAUUCAACACAAACUCGAUAGCGCGAUCACUCUACACCAUCACCCGGAAUCGUCAAAUCGCGAGGUCGAAAUGAGAGUCGACUUUCGCAGCAUCUUGCAACAUUGUCAUCCCAGAGAGAUCAGUUUUCUGAAUACGUUCGUCGAUGAAGGCCAGAAGGAAAUUCUUUUACAUCCCCUUUGUGCUGCCUUUUUGCAUUUGAAGUGGGAAAAAAUUAGAAAGUAUUACAUCGCGAGAAUGCUGUUUUGCUUUGUGUUCGUCUUGAGUUUGUCUCUUUACGUUCUGACGGCACUGGCGCAUAACUGUUACAAUCACGGGCAGAAUUUGAACAGCACACACCCGAAGGACGUGAUCGAAUUGUGCGAAAAGAAAUCCAUCAUGGGGCACAUGCUACGUAGCAAUCCUUUCGUGAUCGAAAUGCAGUGGUUCGUUCUGGUAGGAAUAACGGCGUGCGAAAUUUUGCGCAAAAUUUAUGGCCUCGUCGGUUAUCCCACAAUCAAGCAGUAUUUGUCUUACCCAGAGAAUGUCAUCGAAUGGUUAGUGAUUAUGAGUGUGUUCGUGAUAUCGUUCGUGUACACGAACCGUACGUACAUGUGGCAGAAUCACGUUGGAGCCUUUGCAGUGCUGUUAGGUUGGACGAACCUAAUGUUGAUGAUUGGUCAGCUGCCCGUGUUCGGGUCUUACGUUGCCAUGUACACUAAGGUUUUGGGGGAAUUUGCUAAGUUACUGUUGGCAUAUUCCUGUCUAUUAAUUGGAUUCGGUAUAAGCUUCUGUGUCAUAUUUCCCGAUUCGAGCACAUUCGCGAAUCCUUUCAUUGGCUUAAUAACCGUGCUAGUAAUGAUGACCGGAGAAGUCAGUCUGGAUUUACUCGUCGACGAUGAUCCCGAUGAUCCGCCAUUUCUCCUGGAGAUUACAGCACAAGUAGCUUUUGUGUUGUUUUUACUUUUCGUAACAGUAAUUCUAAUGAAUUUACUUGUCGGUAUCGCCGUACACGACAUUCAAGGCUUGCAGAAAACCGCCGGAUUAUCGAAACUUGUUCGUCAGACGAAGCUUAUUUCUUACAUGGAACUUGCGUUAUUCAACGGAUAUCUUCCAAAGUACAUAUUAAAUUUGCUUCACUUAACGGCUCUUGUUUCGCCAAGGGCGUAUAGAGUAGUGUUAAACGUGAAGCCGCUAAAUCCGCGGGAAAAACGUCUACCCAGAGAUAUUCUAAAUGCAGCUUACGAAAUCGCCCGGCAGAGGAAGAACUACGGAAAUACAGUAUCUUACAGCGGAAGUAACAGCGCGACAUGGAAAAAGUGGUUUAACAACAAUCUAGAUCAGAAUAGCGAUAUCAUUCCGGAGAACCCGCUUAAUAUAAACUUGCAGAAUAAAGUGGAAGAGAGUAACAAGCAAAUUGAGCAGCUGUGCGUGGAGGUGCAAGAUUUAAAAAUCGCCCUGUCGCAAACGCACCACGUGGUCGAGCAGCUGCUAACGCUGUUAAAACAGAACUCAUCUUCGGAAUGCUGACAGAGGUGGAUUAGUUUAGUAGGUCCCUCGAACUGUGAAUCUCUUCCAUUGGUUAAGGCGACCGUUUUCAUUUCGAAAAUAAUCUGAUACACUUAAUUUAGGUUAUAAAUUGUUUAUGUAUAUAGCUGCAAAUGCGCCAUGUGAUUUUUACUAAAAUUAGUGAGCAAAUUUAGAGAAUAUUCCUAUUUGUUGGGUGCUUUAUGUUGUAUUUUAUAAAAGUUGUUAAACGUAGCUUUUCUACAAAUAGUGUAUAUUAUGUGAUAUUAGUAAUGUAUAGAACAUGCAAGAGAGCAGUUUUAGUUAAGAUUAAAGGCAGUUACCUGAAUUAGAUUGCUUUGUAUUUAGUUUGUUGAAUUUUUUUGACAUUCCAACCAAUGUAACAAGAUACAUCAAUCAACAUGUAAUUUUGAUUGUAAGUAUGCCAUUUUAACUUUAUUUACAAUAAAAAGUAUGGAU
This is a messenger RNA of Photinus pyralis (common eastern firefly), 3480 nucleotides long. RefSeq names its product transient receptor potential channel pyrexia. Gene Ontology annotation, biological process: transmembrane transport; monoatomic ion transport. Bases 124 to 3024 code for a protein of 966 amino acids. Gene Ontology annotation, molecular function: protein binding; monoatomic ion channel activity. Lineage: Eukaryota; Metazoa; Arthropoda; Insecta; Coleoptera; Lampyridae. The record is from RefSeq and is a predicted model, not a curated record. The transcript is spliced from 3 exons. Gene Ontology annotation, cellular component: membrane.